UUUUCUCUGGUACAAUAUUGGACGAUCCUCUGGAAUUAUGGUGUCAUCGCACUUACAAAGCAAAAUGGCAAUUGCGACUGUUGCUGAUGAUUUUUCAAACCGUUGCUUAUCAAGGUACGAUUUAUGAUUGGGCCAGAGAUCAUCGUGUACAUCACAAAUUCUCCGACACUGAUGCGGAUCCGUACAACAUCCGCAGAGGAUUUUUUUUUUCUCAUAUAGGUUGGCUUUUAAUACGUAAACAUCCAGAUGUUCUAAAAAAAGGUGCUACAAUUUCUUGCAGCGACCUCGAGAAAGAUCCUUUUGUGGUUUUUCAAAGAAAAUACUACUUAUAUCUGGUGUUUGUAUUGUCCUUUAUUGUGCCAACGUUGGUACCUUGGUUGGUAUGGAACGAAUCUCUAUGGUACUCAGGAAUCGCGUCCAUUACUAGAUAUUGUAUUACUAUCCAUUUAACUGCGUCAGUGAAUUCGUUGGGUCACAGGUGGGGAAUGAGACCAUACGACAAUUCUAUCAGUCCUGUCGAAAACGCAGUUAUUUCUGUUCUGGUGUGCGGCGAAGGCUGGCACAAUUAUCAUCACGUUUUUCCUUGGGAUUACAAAACAGCUGAAUUUGGAAGUUAUACGAUGAAUAUUACUACAGCUUUUAUUGAUUUCUUCGCCUUUGUAGGAUGGGCUUAUGACCGGAAGACCGCAUCUACUGACAUAGUGAAAAAACAUGUUCUUCGAAAUAUUAAAGAAAAUAUUGAUAACAAAUCCAUUAAACAAAUCAAAUAGACAUCAGAUAUUUAUACGCUUCGCGCGCUAACGGUGUUACCCAUAACGACAU
Pseudomyrmex gracilis is the source of this 822-nucleotide messenger RNA. RefSeq names its product acyl-CoA Delta(11) desaturase-like. Gene Ontology annotation, cellular component: endoplasmic reticulum membrane. Bases 87 to 770 code for a protein of 227 amino acids. Lineage: Eukaryota; Metazoa; Arthropoda; Insecta; Hymenoptera; Formicidae. Gene Ontology annotation, biological process: unsaturated fatty acid biosynthetic process. The transcript is spliced from 5 exons. The record is from RefSeq and is a predicted model, not a curated record. Gene Ontology annotation, molecular function: iron ion binding; stearoyl-CoA 9-desaturase activity.